Messenger RNA from Candidozyma pseudohaemuli, 624 nucleotides. RefSeq lists its product as uncharacterized. The coding region runs from base 1 to 624 and encodes 207 amino acids. The transcript has 2 exons. The record is from RefSeq and is a predicted model, not a curated record. NCBI's taxonomy places the organism in Eukaryota, Fungi, Ascomycota, Pichiomycetes, Serinales, Metschnikowiaceae.
AUGUAUCGAGGACUUCUAGUAUCGGCUAGGCGUUUGUCAAUAUCACCACAAUUACGGGCUCUGAAGCUUCUACAAGAAGUGAAGAGUGAUCCCAACAAUAUAGAUGCUGUGUGUACCAGUUAUGGCUGGUUCCUAGUACCCAAGAAAUAUGUGUCUCGAGGCUGGACCGAAACCCAGCUAGACCAAUUGCUUCUGAAAAUACCGGGGCUCAAGCUGGGUGAGACUUUAUCAUCUGAAGACCCCCUUUUCGAAAAAGCUCAGGAAGAAAUUGAAAAGUGGGUGGAUCAGACCAAGAAAUCAGACAUACCCAACCCACAGAUCGAGACGGCUCUGACACGAAAGAAAGCCGCAGAUCAGGCCCUCUACAUUACACAGUACCUUGGCAACUCCCUACAACGGAAGGACGGUGCCAUGGUGGAGAGCAGGCCAAAGGAGGAGAGAGUUUCUUUCACGCAUGCCUGGAACUACUUCAGAAGUAUAUGCGGAAACGAGUUCCGUAAGGAGGAUGGCAAGAUUGACCAGCAGGCGAUUGUCCUGAAGUGGAAGAGUAUGUCGAAGAUCGAGAAAAACGAAUACAGAGAGGCUUACAUGAAAGUUCUUCAGGAGGGUAAGGAAGUUGGUUGA